Molecule: messenger RNA, 1209 nt
Organism: Penicillium taxi
Lineage: Eukaryota; Fungi; Ascomycota; Eurotiomycetes; Eurotiales; Aspergillaceae
Product: alkene reductase
Exons: 1
Coding region: 1-1209 (402 amino acids)
Molecular function (GO): FMN binding; NADPH dehydrogenase activity
Source: RefSeq, a predicted model, not a curated record
AUGACUGUUUCCACCUCAGAAUAUGUCCCUGCUGAAACCAGGCUGUUCAAGCCUUUGAAAGUGGGCAACAACCUGCUCUCCAACCGCAUCUUCUUCGCGCCUCUCACUCGUCUCAGGAACGAUGAUGACCAUGUUCCUCUGCCCCUAAUGGAGAAAUACUACGCAGACCGUGGAUCUACGCCUGGUACUCUACUAGUUACCGAAGCAACGGCCAUAUCCCAUGCCGAAGAGGGCGCUAUGAACAAUCCCGGAUUCGUGAGUGAGGCUCAGGUCGAGGGCUGGCGCAAAAUUUACGAAGCCGUCCACGCCAAUGGGUCAUUCAUCUUCCAGCAAUUGUGGGCUAUGGGACGAGCAUCCGAUCCAGAGGUACUGGCCAAGCGAGGCUUCCAAUACCGGUCUUCUAGUGCCGUACCCAUGCCCGGUUCAGAAGUCGCACCUAGAGCCAUGACCGAAGAAGAAAUUCUGGAUACCAUCAAGGACUUUGCUGAAACGGCCAAGAGGGUCAUUGCAGCUGGUGGAGAUGGAGUUGAGAUCCACGGCGCACACGGAUACCUCAUUGACCAAUUCCUCACAGCGAGUAUCAAUCAGCGCACCGAUAAAUGGGGUGGAUCGAUCGAGAACCGUGCUAGAUUUGCCCUCGAGGUCAUCAAGGCCGUUGUUGAAGCUAUCGGUGCCGAAAGAACCGCUAUCCGCUUCUCUCCUUACGCCGGUUUCCAAGGCUCGGAAAAAACAGACUACAUUAAGCUGUACACAUACCUUAUCGGAGAGCUGAAGAAAAUGGACCUCAAGCUCGCCUACAUCUCCCUCGUCGAGGCCAGAGGCGAUCCGGGCGCCAUCGUCCGAGGCGAUGCCGUGAUUAACGAACACAAAACCCUUGACUUCAUUCUCGAACAGUGGGAUAACCAGUCUCCGGUCCUUGUGGCGGGAAGUUAUCUACCCGAGACAGCAGCACAUGUCGUGGAAGAGCACUACAAGAAGUGGGACGUCAUGAUUGGCUUUGGUCGCUACUACAUUUCCAACCCGGACUUGGUCUUCCGGGUUAAGAAUGGUAUUCCUUUCGCCAAGUACAAUCGCUCGACUUUCUAUCUCCUAAAACAAUGGGAGGGUUACAAUGAUUACCCUUUCAGCUCGGAGUUUGUUGCAGCGCAUUCUGACCAGAUUCAUCCAAUGACUGAGUCUCAACAUGAAGCUUCGCUGGGAAAGAAAUAG